Molecule: messenger RNA, 383 nt
Organism: Saccostrea cuccullata (small rock oyster)
Lineage: Eukaryota; Metazoa; Mollusca; Bivalvia; Ostreida; Ostreidae
Product: collectin-12-like
Exons: 3
Biological process (GO): biological process involved in interspecies interaction between organisms
Cellular component (GO): external side of plasma membrane
Molecular function (GO): carbohydrate binding
Source: RefSeq, a predicted model, not a curated record
AUGUCUGCUGGAAAAGCUGCUGGCUUUUUCACCCAAUAUCAAAUAUAUGUGGAGUCAUGUUACACACAUAAUUCCUACCUAGUGGAAAUCAACGACUUGGAUGAAAACACCUGGAUUACAGAAAACAGUCUUAAAGAUGUUUUCUGCACAGAUCCUUACGAUUGUACCUCGUGGAUUGGGGGUAAUGAUAAGGAAAAAGAAGGUGUGUUUGUUUGGGAACACUCGAAAACGGCCAUUGGAUUCACGAACUGGGGCGGUAUGAACCCGGACAAUUACGUUGUACCACACAAAGCAUUGGAUUGUAUCGAUAUGGCUUACAACGGAAAGUGGAACGACCGACCUUGUAAUUUCUUGAAUGUCUUUCUGUGCGAAAGAGACAUCCU